Histoplasma capsulatum G186AR is the source of this 837-nucleotide messenger RNA. RefSeq lists its product as uncharacterized. NCBI's taxonomy places the organism in Eukaryota, Fungi, Ascomycota, Eurotiomycetes, Onygenales, Ajellomycetaceae. The coding region runs from base 1 to 837 and encodes 278 amino acids. The record is from RefSeq and is a predicted model, not a curated record. The transcript is spliced from 3 exons.
AUGGACCAAAUUCAUUUCUUCGAGUCUGCAAACGUUACGACCGUUUUUGACAACGCACUGCCGCAUACUCUGGGCGAGUUAUCAGCCACAGAGAAGACUACACUUAAGAAGCGUGCGGAAUCGCUCCUUGCUUUGCACAACUCUUGCCCACAAAACGAGUUUCGCAAUGACGUCAAACGGUUCCUUGAGUCGGGUAUUUUUACGGAGAAGCAGAAUAAUCUGUGGUUUCCCCAAAGGAUUCAUAACCGUCAAGCAAAAAGUGCUACCAAAGGUCGCCUUAACGAUGCUCAGCGCUUGAUACAACUUUACAAUGUCUAUCCGAAAAUUGAAGAUUACUCCAAGAAACCUAUUUCUCUCAUAGACAAAAUUAAAAUCCCCGGACCUGAAUACAUCCCAGAUGUUUUGAGGGAGUUGCUCGAAAGAAAGAUUUCACUGAAAGAAGAAGAGGCGACCCAGCUGGCGAACGAAUACUCGGAGAAAUAUGGAUCUGGGUCUCUAUUUCGAGCUGCGUUCCGGGAAUUUUUCUCAACUGGACUUAUUGGAGUCCAGCAGACAUUCUGGAGACCUGAUCCUCGCAGUCAACGAAUUCGACGACAAGCAGAGGAGAUCUGUCUUCAAGCAAUCGACGACAGUCUCUGGCUUAAUGGAGCCGAAAUUCUCUUUGUUAUCCGUGCCACUAGAUGCUUUCCGGAUGAUGCCAUGUCGUUUUGGCGAUGGGUAUCAGCCAAUAGGCUAACAUAUCUAGCCGUAAUGGACAUGAUUGAACUUCAUGGAGGGUUUAUUGACAAUCCUGAAACUACUGCAGCUCAGUGGGAAGGCGCUGAGUGCUUGUCAUGA